UUGCUUGUUUAUGAAACAGUUAUCCCCUUGUCUUCUUUAGACACCAAAAAAGCAAUGGCAAUUAACCUCUCUGGUGUAUUUCUCAACAACAACAGCAACAAAUCUUUAAUCUCACCUCCGGUUUUUCACCACCACUCUAGACCGCUGUUAAGGGUAUUUGCAACCGCUUCUGCCGCCCCUUCUCCGUCGUCUCCACCCACUAUUCAGAUUGUUGGUGGGAAACCUGCAAGCUGGUAUGGAAAUGUUGACUUGAAUUCUAGUAAUGUAAUUGACUCUUUUGAAAAUGAGUAUGAUUGGACUGAUCUCGAGACUGAUCUUUACCACUGGACAAAGACGUUGCGGCCUGUUCAGUGGUAUCCGGGUCAUAUUGCAAAAACAGAAAGAGAACUGAAAGAACAGUUGAAGUUGAUGGAUGUUGUGAUAGAAGUAAGAGAUGCUAGGAUUCCGUUGUCCACAAGCCAUCCCCAGAUGGAUUCAUGGCUUGGUAAUAGAAAGAGAAUCUUGGUAUUGAACAGAGAAGACAUGAUAUCAACCGCAGAUCGGAAUGCUUGGGCAGAUUAUUAUGGCCGACAAGGAAUAAAAGUUGUCUUUUCCAAUGGGAAGCUUGGAAUGGGUUCCAUGAAGUUAGGAAGAUUAGCAAAGUCGGUAGCUGCAGAAGUGAAUGUAAAACGCAGAGCAAGAGGGCUGCUUCCUCGUCCUGUGCGCGCUGGAAUAGUUGGUUAUCCAAAUGUUGGAAAGUCAUCUUUGAUCAAUCGUUUGCUGAAGCGUCGUAUGUGUCCAGCAGCUCCAAGGCCAGGCGUAACGAGAGUAUUAAAAUGGGUUCGUUUUGGAAGCGAGCUAGAGUUACUAGACUCACCUGGAAUAAUCCCAAUGAGGAUGAGCGAUCAAACAGCAGCAAUAAAGCUUGCUAUAUGUGAUGACAUUGGUGAGAGGUCGUAUAAUUUUCCUGAUGUUGCUGGUGUUCUUGUACAGAUGCUCUCGAGACUUCCAGGAGCAAAUAACAAUGUUCUCUGGGAGCGUUACAAGAUUGAUACUGAUGGCCGGUGUGGUAGAACUUUUGUCCACAAACUCGCAGUCCAGUUGUUCAAUGGAGAUGAACAUCAAGCUGCAUUUCGGGUCUUGUCAGACUUUCGAAGGGGCCGAUUAGGUUCAAUUGCACUUGAGAGGCCACCCGUUCAAACUCGUGAUACAUAACAUAUUUAGUUAACAUCAGGUAUUAGGAUUUAGAUGUUUGUACUUGGUAAAAAUAUCCAUAAAGAGAAAUAAUUAGAAGCUACAAGGCAGUUUAUACCAAAUACUGGUCUCUUUAUUCUACAAUAGCUUUAAUGCGUAUAGUUUGCUAUAACUGUUGUAAUAUGUAGCUUAUAUGUAAAUUGGUUGUAUUGAGACACAAGUUAAAGAAUUACUCUGAUGCAA
Molecule: messenger RNA, 1416 nt
Organism: Erigeron canadensis
Lineage: Eukaryota; Viridiplantae; Streptophyta; Magnoliopsida; Asterales; Asteraceae
Product: DAR GTPase 3, chloroplastic-like
Exons: 9
Coding region: 55-1194 (379 amino acids)
Cellular component (GO): mitochondrion
Molecular function (GO): GTPase activity; GTP binding
Source: RefSeq, a predicted model, not a curated record